GAGGCUCCGGGAGCACGCAGCGCGGCGAUCGGUGGUGCGCUGUGUCCCUCGGACACAGCGGAUCACCGAUCAACGGAAAGAGCCGAAGAUGUCGACUCGGUCAUGUGAUCAGCUGUGUCAAAUCACAGCUGAUCACAUGGCACUGAUGAUCAGUGUAGCCCCAGCAGUGCCACCCGUCAGUGCUCAUCCAUGCUACAUAUCAGUGCCACAUUUCAGUGCCUACCAGUGCACAUCAAUGCCACAUAUCAGUGCCCAUCUGAGCUGCCUUUCAGUGCCACCUAUCAGUGCUGCCAAUCAGUGCCACAUAUCAGUGCCAGUCAGUGCCCGUCAGUGCUGCCUAUCAGUGCCGCCUAACAGUGUCAGUCAGCGCCUCCUAUCAGUGCCAGUCAUUGCCAUAUAUGAAUGCUGCCAUUCAGUGCCCAUCAGUGAUGCUUGUCAAUGCCCAUCAGUGCCACCUACCAGUGCCUCCUCAUCAGUG
Molecule: messenger RNA, 478 nt
Organism: Staurois parvus
Lineage: Eukaryota; Metazoa; Chordata; Amphibia; Anura; Ranidae
Source: the annotation of a GenBank genome assembly